Molecule: messenger RNA, 1162 nt
Organism: Photinus pyralis (common eastern firefly)
Lineage: Eukaryota; Metazoa; Arthropoda; Insecta; Coleoptera; Lampyridae
Product: delta(3,5)-Delta(2,4)-dienoyl-CoA isomerase, mitochondrial
Exons: 7
Coding region: 98-994 (298 amino acids)
Cellular component (GO): mitochondrion
Molecular function (GO): delta(3,5)-delta(2,4)-dienoyl-CoA isomerase activity
Source: RefSeq, a predicted model, not a curated record
CCCAUAAAAAAAUCCUAACAUAACCUGUAAUGGAAUCAGUGGGGUCAACGGUCAAAGUAUAUUGUUUGGUUAUUAAACAACAGGUUUCUUGAAAAUUAUGUCCUCAAUCUUUCGACCAAUCGCCCGAGUACUACAGGCACAAUAUCGGAGAAGUGUUUCGAAAAUGUCCACAUUUAACACAUUAAACGUUACUGUACCGAAACCUUUCGUAUACCACGUCGAAUUGAACAGACCGGAGCAACUCAAUGCCCAAACUGUCGAAAUGUGGCUAGAACUAAAAAAUUGCUUCAACGAGCUGAAUUUGGACUCUAACUGCAGAGUGAUCCUGCUGUCCGGGUCGGGACGAAUGUUUACAGCCGGUCUCGACUUUAAGGGUGCCAUGGAACUUAGCGUCGAGGUCGGCGAAGAAGAGGACGUCGCGAGAAAGGCGAAAUUGCUGCGUGCUGCGAUCGACAAGGGCCAAGAGGCGUUCACCAGCCUCGAGAUCUGCAGCAAACCCGUGCUGGCCGCUGUCCAUUCGGCGUGCAUCGGCGCCGGCGUUAGCCUGCUGACCGCCGCCGACGUGAGGUACUGCACCAAGGACGCGUGGUUUCAAGUGAAAGAGGUGUUGCUGGGAAUGACGUGCGAUGUCGGUGCCGUUCAGAGGUUACCGAAGGUUGUGGGGGCAGAAGGAACGGUACGUGAAAUUUGCUAUACCGGUCGGAAGGUGUAUGCGGAUGAGGCGCAGAGGAUUGGUUUGGUGUCGAAAGUUUUUGAUGAUAAGGACAGCAUGAUGAGUUCCGUUAUGGAGGUGGCCGAGACGAUUGCGAAAAAUAGUCCGGUCGCCGUCCAAGGACUGAAAAGCAGUCUGGUGUUCUCCAGGGAUCACUCGGUGCAAGACGGUCUGAUGCACAUCGCGGUACACAACCAAGGCAUGCUGCAAAGCGAAGAUUUUAUUAACGGGGUUACGGCGUUGGCGAUGAAGCAGACCGACAUUAAGUUUUCGAAAUUAUAGUUUCAAUACAGGUCGGGUGUGAUCGUCACACGUUUCUUGCGCGGCGGUGGAGGGGGUUUCGACGCUUCGACGAUAUCUGCUAUAUUGUAUAAACUGUCUUCCGGUUUGAUAAUGUACUGUACACAAUCGUUACUUGCAAACUGUACAAAUAAAGCAGUCGACUUACCA